Molecule: messenger RNA, 636 nt
Organism: Naegleria lovaniensis
Lineage: Eukaryota; Heterolobosea; Eutetramitea; Acrasida; Naegleriidae
Exons: 2
Coding region: 1-636 (211 amino acids)
Molecular function (GO): guanyl-nucleotide exchange factor activity
Source: RefSeq, a predicted model, not a curated record
AUGACAUCAUCAAAAACCAUCUUGGACGCAUUGAUCGUUGCCGAACGCAAAUUUGUCGAGAAUGAUUUAAAUACUCUCGUAGAGAAAUAUUUAAUUCCACUUUCGGAUGAAGACAGCUCUCCGCUCGCAGCAGCAACAAGCACUUUGGAAAAUCAUCAUCACGCCGAAGAAAAUUAUCUUCACAACGUUUCCAGUUCUUUAAACAUUAUUAAGAAUUUACACAAGUUCACCUUGUCGAGAUUGGAAAAAUCAGAUUUAGAUCCCAAUACAUUGGGUGCUCUAUUUUCAACAGUGACCUCUCAAUUAUUGGCUCCUUACAAACAAUAUUACACAUCAGUGCCAAAAAUUAUGAACUAUUUGCAAAAGGAAAAGGAAAAUAAUGAAAGUUAUAGAAAUUGGUUGAAUCAAAAUGAUGAAGCAACUCUGAAUCGUUUGUUGGUGGAGGCACCUCAGGAACAUUUAAAGUUUUAUGCACAACAAUUGAAUGAAUAUUUAAAAACAACAACCAUUUCACAAGAAGAAAAGUCUCAUGUUGAGAGCAGUUUGGAUUACUUGAAAAAAACAAUGGAAGCCAUUGUUAAGGCACAACAUGAGAAACAUCAUACACCUAUUCGUCGUCUUUCUGAGAAGCAAUAA